AUGUAUGACCAUCGACAUGGCAUUGCAAAGUUCACUAUUGAUAUUGAUACUGGAUUGCAAUUUACAACAUAUUUGUUUAACUGGCCAAUUCCUGAUGACCAUACUAUUUAUACCACUCAAAAGAGGUGUAUCAAAAGUUUUGAAGAUGUCAAUAAAUUGAUAAGGUUUGUUGAGAAUUCCAACCUUUGCAAAGGAUUGCCACAAGGUGAAGAAAGUAAGUCUGUGGUUACCGAUCCAACCUGGGACGAUAAGGUUUAAUACAGAAUUUCCCCAAUCCACAGUAUUCC
This is a messenger RNA of Paramuricea clavata, 287 nucleotides long. The record is from the annotation of a GenBank genome assembly. Lineage: Eukaryota; Metazoa; Cnidaria; Anthozoa; Malacalcyonacea; Plexauridae.